UCUGUACAUGUCACCCGUGCAGACGGAAUGCCUAAAUCUGGAUUAUUACAUCCCACAGAACCAAGAAAACGAAAACACAAAAAGAUUUUCUGACCAACGCUGGGAGAGAAUCCACAUGGCUCGCUCAGUGAUUGGUAUGUACAUCGUAGGAUUCUUCUUCAUCUUCAUCUCUUUCUUCACCGGUGUCGCUGGAUGUUGGAAACGCUCCAAAGGAAACAUAUUGGCCACUGGCCUAUUGCAGAUGUUGGCCGCUCUUGUAGAUGCGGGGGCGAUGGGCUUGUGGCAUGGAGUUCACUACUACGAUUAUCAGAAGCUCACUGACGAAAUGUCCUACUACAACUGGCCUGAUGUCCUGAAGUUGAAUGGCAUAACUCAAUUUUACUAUGGGUGGUCCUACAUCCUCGCUUGGAUUGGUGUUGGCAUGUGCCUACUGACUUCCAUCUUGUUCCUUGGAGCUGCCUGUUGCGUCGUCCACGAAAAGAAAGCGGAACAAGCCAAGAACAUGCAGUACCUCAUGCCUGUCUACCCAGACAAAAGGCAGCCUUACGGAUAUGGGUAUGCCUAUCCAGGGCCUUAUUACACACACGGAUCGCAAUAUGGUGGACCUUACAGCUAUUAAUGUGCCUUACUAGAGGCUGUGCCAAUCGUGGACCAAACCUCACUCUCCUUUUACGAUGAAUGGAAAGCGUUCCACAAAAGUUGCGAGAGCAUCUGCUUUUUAAUGAACAGAAAAGUUGCUUUCAGGGAUACCGUGAAUUUAUUUUGUGUUGUGCAUGAGAGAUUUUAUUACAUUACAACAUCUUUUUUUUAAAAACAAAAUCGGGUUUUUCUACUCAAGUGACUUAACGCAAAGAAUUUUCCACAAAACAGGAAAUUACCAUCAGGUUAUACAAAAGCAUGUGUGAGCAUGCCAAAAGUCAUUGAUACAGGUAAGACUAACAGAGGGUUAUGGUACUAUCAAGACUUUUACUUCAGGUUUGGGUACGUUUUCAUACGUAUCGCAAAUGCCUCUGGUUUUAAGCAGGUGAAAAGCAACUCUUGCUACAACACAGCCAAAUGAUAUUGUGUUUCAAUUUGACUUUUAAGACUUUGAAGUUCGUUUUCCUUGUGUAUAACAAGGACAGACCUGUUAAUAUAAAUUAUUUUAAAGUUGUCAGAAGAUCCGUCCUUGCUUUAGUGUGAGAUCCUUUGAAAAAUUUUGAAUGUGUAUUUUAGCAUUAGUAAUAAGGUCAUCUAUGUUUUCAUUAUAAUAAUUCAAAUAUUAUAUUUUCACUGUUUUAUAAAAAAAAAAAAAAAUAUGCAAGAGUAAUUUAUAUAUAUAUUUAAAAUUUAGCAUGGUAAGCUAUCAGUGCAUAGUUUCAAUCAUUCCUUUUCAUUGAAGACUGAAAUUUUUAGCUUUUCAAUAUUUUUUGAAAGAACAAAGUUUGAAAAUAUUUCUUUACAUUUUUAAGUUAUUUAGUGUUUGAUGAAUGUAAAUAAUUAGCAUUUUAUGUAAAUACAUUUUUCAGUUUUUAUGCUAGUGAUCAGCCCAAUCAUCCUCAACAUUUUUGGAUUUUCUAAAUGAGUUUCAUUUCAAAUUUCGCUCUUUAAGUUGUAAAAUAACUCAUCUUGAUGAUAUAAUUACUUAAGUUUAUUAAAAAUAUAAAUAUAAAACGGUACCUUUUCGAAAAAGAAAACAAAAACGACAGAAGAAAAAAUACUUUCGAUGUAUGCAACUUAAAUUUUAACUUCUACCGUACAUUUCAAUAAUUGUAUUUAAUAUUUUACUCUAAAUGGUUAUGCGUUUAUUUAAUGUGAAAAAAGUAAAUAGUGUAUGUCCAAAAUGUUGCUUUUAUUUUUGUAUGUGUCUUUAAUUUAUCCUUUUACAAUCAUUGUUUUAGAUACUUCUUUUGUGUUUCUUUUUCAAUAAAAUAUAUUUAGAAACAUA
Uloborus diversus is the source of this 1927-nucleotide messenger RNA. RefSeq names its product transmembrane protein 178B-like. Gene Ontology annotation, cellular component: membrane. The coding region runs from base 8 to 619 and encodes 203 amino acids. The record is from RefSeq and is a predicted model, not a curated record. The transcript has 4 exons. Lineage: Eukaryota; Metazoa; Arthropoda; Arachnida; Araneae; Uloboridae.